CUGCGCUAUAUGUGCGGUAUUUCUUUUCGUAUGCCAGAAGCUGAUACGGGUUUGCUCCCUCCUUACCCCUGGUCUGAUGAUGACAACUCUAGUUCGGAAGAUUUUGUUGUUAAAAACAACCAUUUCCGAAGGCGAUGGACUUUUCUGCUGGUUUUUUUCACCCUUUCCUCCUGUCCCGCCACGCAUGAUGGGAGUCUUGGUUGGUUUUUCCUACUCUGGCUGAGUUUGUCCGGAGACAACCGCAAUGUUACUUGCUCAUGGUGAACUUCUUCUCUGGAAGGGUCAGUGGGUGCGCACUGGAAGGAGCGCCACUCCGUGCAGCCCAGAGCCACGUAGCGAGUAUUUCUUUAGCUGCUUGACAAGGAGGGUGGUGCCGGGAAGGAGCGCUGCGUGGUGACCCCUGGAGCCCCCGAUGUGGCCCCGAGGAAGACAUGGCUAGGCAGGGUGAAAGUCACGCGUUCGCUGCAAGCUAUGUAGUUGCAUCGCUCCUGCUGCUGCUCCCGGGCUUUGCCCUCUGGGGAGUGGUGAAGGCGAGCCCUCUGCUCAACAACACGGAUUGUAUCAGUUGUGGGAGGCCUAACGUUGUGAUGGUGAUGUGUGAUUCCUUUGAUGGAAGGCUGACAUUUCAUCCAGAAAAUGAAACAGUAGUCUUACCUUCUAUAAAUCUCAUGAAGAGACAUGGCAGUCUCUUUCUUAAUGCCUACACCAAUUCUCCGAUAUGUUGUCCUUCUCGUGCAGCAAUGUGGAGUGGCCUUUUCACUCACUUGACGGAGUCGUGGAAUAAUUUCAAGGGCUUGGAUCCAAAUUACACAACAUGGAUGGACCUCAUGGAAAAGCACGGCUACUAUACUCAGCGAUAUGGAAAACUAGAUUAUACUUCAGGGCAUCAUUCACUAAGUAACCGGGUGGAGGCUUGGACCAGAAAUGUGGAUUUUUUGCUUCAGCAAGAAGGCAGGCCUGUGGCAAAACUCUUAGGUGACAAGACAUAUGUGAGGAUCAUGGAAAAAGACUGGGAGACUACUGACAUAGCAGCAACUUGGAUAAAGAGCACGGCAACUAAUCUAACACAACCUUUUGUUCUGUAUUUGGGAUUAAAUUUACCUCACCCAUAUCCUUCACCCUCUUCAGGAGAAGAUUAUGGAUCAUCAACAUUUCUGACAUCUCCAUAUUGGCUUGAAAGGGUUAUAUAUGAAGCCAUCAAGAUUCCAAAAUGGUCUCCAUUUUCAGAGAUGCACUCAGUAGAUUAUUAUUCCUCUUACACCAAAAACUGCACCGGGAAAUUUACACAGGAAGAAAUUAGAAAUAUCCGAGCACAUUAUUAUGCCAUGUGUGCAGAGACUGAUGCCAUGCUUGGUGAGAUCAUUUCUGCUCUUAAUGAAACAGGAUUACUCAAAAGAACUCUUGUCAUAUUUACCUCAGAUCAUGGAGAACUAGCUAUGGAACAUAGACAGUUUUAUAAAAUGAGCAUGUAUGAAGCAAGUUCCCACGUUCCUCUCCUAAUAAUGGGGCCAAACAUUAAAUCACAACUUGUAUCCGAUGUGGUGUCCCUUGUGGAUAUCUAUCCUACUAUGCUUGAUAUUGCUGGAAUACCCACACCAGAAAAUCUCAGUGGAUAUUCACUGAUGCCUUUGAUAUUGGAAAAGGCAGAAAAUGAAGUCCCAUUCAGAAAACUACAUCCUACUUGGGUUCUGAGUGAAUACCAUGGCUGCAAUGUGAAUUCUUCAGCCUACAUGCUGCGAACUGACAAAUGGAAAUAUAUCACUUACUCAGAUGGUCAUUCAAUAUCUCCUCAGCUGUUUGAUCUCUCUGCUGAUCCAGAUGAACUAAUAAACAUAGCAACAAGGUUUCCAGAGAUCACACAUUCAUUAAAUAAACAGCUCCUCUCUAUAGUUGACUAUCCAAAAGUCUCUGCCUGUGUUCAACAAUACAACAAGCAGCAGUUUGUCAACUGGAAACAAAGUGUGGGACAGAACUAUUCAGAAACUUUAGCUAACCUCAGAUGGCAUCAGGACUGGAAGAAGCACCCGAAGAAGUAUGAACAAGCCAUUGAUAGGUGGAUUAAAGGGCAGAUGAAUGUAUGAAAUGGCUGGAGAAACUGCAUACCGACUAUCUCUAAUAAUUUGUUUCUAAAAAUAAAAAGGUGGUGCGAAUGUAACAAGCAGUGAUCUGCCACAAUUACUGAGGGUGAGCCAUGGGCAGUUGCUUCCUGUUCCCAAGCCCCAAUGGAAAUUCACCUGGCAGGCAAUAACUACUGUUAAGUGUUACACUGUUGUAAAUAGUGGCUGACAUGAUGCACAGUGAUCUGUUAAGGCUGUUAGAGCUGGACAUAUUCCUGGCAAUGAACCACACUUCUGUGGGGAGGGGAAAGAAGAGGAAAUUGCUUCCUGAUCUCCUUCCUUGUGCGCUGCUCUGUCCAUUAAGCCUGCAGGGCAACUACUCUGAAGGCUCUGACUGCAUCUAUGGAUCACUGCCUGUCAUGUCAAUUAAUUGGGAGAUUUCACUGCUCUUUAUAGUCUACACAACCUUGUAUCCAAGGCCCAUAAGUGGAAGGAGAAAAUGAUUUAGUGCUGUUCUGUGAGCAAUAAUGCAAAUGUUAGUGGAAGAAAUCUUGCAAUGUUAUGCCACAAAAUACUGAGGGUUCCAGUGCAGUACAAGAAAUAAGGUGAAUAAGGAAGAUAUAUGCUGUGGCAUAUAAACUCUAGAGGCUGACAUACAGAACAAGGAUGCAUCCGUGCAAUGAAAAAGCAGCGUAACAGAACUUCCCAACUAACUGCACUAGUACAGCAGUAAAGGGACAACCCUCCCCUUCCCCAGGAGCCCUCUAUGCCUCCCAAAAGUAUGGUCUUGAGGGUGGCACAGCCCUCAGGGACACAUUUUCAGUUGGCACAGAGGGCUUCUUAGGGAAGGGGAGAGCAUCAAAAAUUGUCCCUUACUUGCUGCACCAGUGCAGUUAGUUGGGAAGUUCUGUUAUGCUGCUCUCUCAUCGCACUGGUGCAUCCUUGCUGUAUGUCAGCCAAUGAUUCCUACAAAGGUUUUGAACUGAGUUUUUUGCAAAGGUUUUUGCAAAUGGAGGAACUUGUCUCAAUUGGCAGGCACUUUUCUAAUCUUCUGCCAAAUCAGAAACAGUCCUUCCAUGAGCAGAAGAUGCUUUCCUUAGUACCUUUUGGAUCCAAGCCAUAUUUGCAAACAUAUCUUAUCAACUCAUAGUAUUUUAUUCUCUUCUGACACAGGCACAGCAAAGCUUAAUAGUGAAUGGUUUUUGUCAGACUGAUGAUCCUGAGGCAACAGUGAAUGAUCAAUGUAAACUAAUGGGAAAUCAAGUGUGCCAUACUUUAGAGCGUAUUCUGUACAAAUGAACUUUUGGACUAGCCACCAGGGUAAAAUAUUAUGUAAGGGAGAAUCUUAUUCUGCAAAUGGGAGACCUGGGAGCAUAGUUCUGAGCAGGUUAUGCCAAAAUGUACUUUAGUACUCUACUAGUUAUCGUACAAUGCUACCUAUAAGGGACAGCCUCCAGUGUUCCCUCUAAUUUUUUUUUCAUCUGUGUCCGGAACGAAUUGUGUUCUGGGCGGCAGUAUCAAGGCAGUGUGUGCACAUGUGCAUUCAGUUGGUGCCUUCCUGAUUCUACCUGAACAGGAUCUAAAAUUAACCAAAUGGACUUCAAUAAACUUGUGAGUGUGUGCACAAGCACACACUUUAGAGGGAGCACUGACAGCCUCCCAGUAGUACAUACAGUGUUUAGCAGUUUAAAGGUCACAUCCCAAUUCCUCAUUUAUUGGCCAGAGUUACCACGCUUGAGAAAGUAUGUUGUGUACACACUUUUGGAUCAGGCAUUUUGCUAUCAUAGCUUAUGGCGAUGAGAUUAAUUUCCUCGAGGUGUUGAUUUAGAGAGCUGUCUAAAAGUAAUUAUGGGAUGUAUAGAUGGUCAGAUUUGAGUUUCUUAUUCAAUUCCUUGAUAUUUUCUAAAACAAUUGAAUUUCUGUUCAUUAUUAUACAUAAGCUAAAUCAUAUUGAUUAGAAUAUACUUGUAUAUGUGUAUUAAUAUGUAUUUAGACUUUCCUCUUCACACCUGCACUUCUGUGCUGAAUAAGGAAUCAGGAAUUUGCAUUAGCCCCAUAUAGAUGUGGUUGUAUUGGUCAGAACUGAACAUUUCUGGGUACUGUCUGAACACUCAUGGAUAUAAGAACUGAAAAAGAUUAUGCAGUUACACUCAGGGGAACAUUAUAAACACAGGGAGAGGAAUGCACAUGUUUUCAGUGCCCACUUGUACACUUAGAAUUUCUGACCAAUGAUUGUGUGAACAACUGAUCCUAUAUUUUUUUGUUUUAAUUGCUUUGUGUAGCAGAUUGCAAAUGUUUUUACAAAAGGAAAAAUGAAAUGUGAUGAUGGUUACCAUUGUGUGGGUUGACUAGUUUCAUCUGCAGUCCAUUAUAUCUGUUACAUAAAGUCUUUAAGCUUUUCAAAACUGUAUUGAGUUUUAUUUUGCUGUGUUGAAUAAGUUAUCUAUUUAGCUUUCAUACAGCAUAUUCUGAAUACGUGUUUGUACGUAUUAAGAUGGCUUGCAAUAAUAGGCAGCAUACUAUAUUAUUUUGAUAUUUUAAUGCUACAUUUUGUAUUUAUCAAGAUUAUUAUAACUGCAUCAACUUUUGUACUGUAAGCCACCUUGAGUACUGUAUACAUAUUUUUUAAAUAAAUAAUGUUUGGUCUAGA
Messenger RNA from Hemicordylus capensis (graceful crag lizard), 4707 nucleotides. It is a transcript of the gene ARSK, whose product is annotated as arylsulfatase family member K. The record is from RefSeq and is a predicted model, not a curated record. The transcript has 8 exons. NCBI's taxonomy places the organism in Eukaryota, Metazoa, Chordata, Lepidosauria, Squamata, Cordylidae. The coding region runs from base 432 to 2081 and encodes 549 amino acids.